Molecule: messenger RNA, 3549 nt
Organism: Octodon degus (degu)
Lineage: Eukaryota; Metazoa; Chordata; Mammalia; Rodentia; Octodontidae
Gene: Camk4
Product: calcium/calmodulin dependent protein kinase IV
Exons: 11
Coding region: 93-1493 (466 amino acids)
Biological process (GO): protein phosphorylation
Molecular function (GO): ATP binding; calcium/calmodulin-dependent protein kinase activity; calmodulin binding
Source: RefSeq, a predicted model, not a curated record
CUCGCUCGCUCGGCUGCAGGCGGCGGCGCGGCGGGGCUUCCAGCUCGGCCAGCGGCGGCAGCGGCGCCGGCUUCCGGAGUCCCGCCGCGAAGAUGCUCAAAGUCACCGUGCCCUCCUGCUCCUCCUCGUCCUGCUCGUCGGUCACCGCCAGCGCGGCCCCGGGCCCCGGGAGCCUCGUCCCGGAUUACUGGAUCGACGGCUCCAACAGGGAUGCGCUGAGCGAUUUCUUCGAGGUGGAGUCGGAGCUGGGACGGGGUGCUACAUCCAUUGUGUACAGAUGCAAACAGAAGGGGACCCAGAAGCCUUAUGCUCUCAAAGUGUUAAAGAAAACAGUGGACAAAAAAAUCGUAAGAACUGAGAUAGGAGUUCUUCUUCGCCUUUCACAUCCAAAUAUUAUAAAACUUAAGGAAAUAUUUGAAACCCCAACAGAUAUCAGUCUGGUCCUAGAACUUGUCACAGGAGGAGAGCUGUUUGACAGGAUUGUGGAAAAGGGGUAUUAUAGUGAGCGAGACGCUGCAGAUGCGGUUAAACAAAUCCUGGAGGCAGUCGCUUACUUACAUGAAAAUGGGAUCGUCCAUCGCGACCUCAAGCCAGAGAACCUUCUGUAUGCCACCCCAGCGCCAGAUGCACCACUUAAAAUUGCUGACUUCGGACUCUCUAAAAUCGUGGAACAUCAAGUGCUCAUGAAGACAGUGUGUGGAACCCCAGGGUACUGUGCGCCUGAAAUCCUUAGAGGCUGUGCCUAUGGGCCUGAGGUGGACAUGUGGUCUGUUGGAAUAAUCACCUACAUCUUACUUUGUGGGUUUGAGCCAUUCUAUGAUGAAAGAGGUGAUCAGUUCAUGUUCAGGAGAAUUUUGAAUUGUGAAUAUUACUUUAUCUCCCCCUGGUGGGAUGAAGUAUCUCUAAAUGCCAAGGACUUGGUCAGAAAAUUAAUUGUUUUGGAUCCUAAGAAGCGGCUGACUACCUUCCAAGCUCUCCAGCACCCGUGGGUGACCGGGAAGGCAGCCAACUUUGUGCACAUGGACACUGCGCAAAAGAAGCUCCAGGAAUUCAACGCUCGGCGCAAGCUUAAGGCAGCAGUGAAGGCAGUCGUGGCCUCCUCCCGGCUGGGCAGUGCCAGCAGCAGUCACAGCAGCGUUCAAGAGAGUCACAAGUCUGGGGGAGAGCCAUCACCAACCCAAGAGGGCAGUGAGGAUGCCAGAGCUAUUCCGCAAGAAGAUGGCAUUCAAGGAGACGGGGCCCACAUGACCGUUGAGGGCUCAGAGUCUGGGCCAAUAGAGCAGGUGCAAGAUGCAGAUAUAGCUGCGGAAGAGGCCCCCAAGACGGUGCCCGGCAUGCUGGAGGACGGAAUACAGGUGGCUGAUCUGGCCAGAGAGAAGGGCCAGGUGGAGAGCCUGAAGCCCGAGGCGGGAGUAGCAGACCCCAAAGAAGAAGAAAUCCCUGCUGUGGGACUUGGACUUUCACAGCAAGAUGUGAUCGUGCCAGAGUACUAAAUCCGCUCCCUUCCGGCCUGGAGGCCAGCUCCAGCACUGUAUGUACUUCGUCUUUCAGCAAGGAAGGUGUGGAAGCAUGAUCAGCGCUAUAGUGAUUCUGUUUUUGAGGUGCAAAAAAAUACAUAUAGGCCAGUUGGUAACCCUACAUCAAUGCAUGUGACUGCUCCAUGAAAAUACUUGUGUUUUCUAUGGCAUGUAAUGGAUACCUAAUACCAGUGAGUUAAAUUGAACUUGCAAGUACUGCAGCACUUAAAAACCUACACUUUUUCAUCAGUCAGUGGCACACAUUUGAAAUAAAUAGUAGCAAAUCAUUUCUUUUCUUUGAAAAUCAAGCCAUCCUGCAUUCUGUGGGUUGAAAGCAGUAAAUUCUUGAAUCCACAGCUCAGGUGACGCCGGGUAGUGCUACAAGAGAGUUCCCUUGACUUCCCCACUAUUUAUUUGCUUGUCCCCAUGAAUGUGCUCAAAUUGUUUACAACGGGGUUACAGGUGACAGUUUACAGUAUGUGCAAAAAAAAAUUGACUUAAAAUGUUAAAAAAUAGUUGCAAGGGUCAUGAUAUGCCCUGAAUACUUAUAUGGAAAAUGCCUUUUUAUUUUAUUCUUUCUUGCAUAUGUAAUAACAAUCCAAAUGUUCUCCACCCAAAAUUGACAAUUCUGGAGAAAGUGUUUCACAAAUGUUCAUUCUUCCUUUCCCCUGCAAACCUGUACAGUGCCCUUCAAUGGACAAAACAAUGGGAAGAAUAAAGACAUUUAGGUGGAAAAGGAGAUGAAAAUGGGACUCAGACUAACAAAGAUAAAAUUGAUUCCUUGUCAGUUUUCAGGAGUAAUUACACUUAUUUCAACCUUAUAGCUAAUAACAUUUUGUGAAUUAACUGCAAAUAACAAGCUUUAAAUAUUGUCAGAAUCUCUAUUCCACCAAUUGCUGCCAAAAUGUCUGAAUAGAAAGGAUAGCAUGUGCCACUAUCAGAUUAUUCACGAGUAUAAGAAAACAUGAUUGUUGGCAAAAGCUUUGCCCCUAUUUUUGGUGAUUUGUUUGGAUAUAUCUUUUAUGGAUUUAAAAAUAACUAUGAAAAGCUAACGUAUCUUUUUCUCAUACUUGAAAUAGAAGUGGCCACAUUUUGCAAUGUAGUUUUGAAUUUUUCCAUGUCAAAAACUUAACACAAUAUAAAUUUGUGAUUCCCUUAAGAACAAAAACAAAAAAAUCCACUGAUUUUAAAUCAAACUCCCAAAAACCUGGACUAUCAGACCUAAUAAACUAUUAUGUUUUGCUUCUAAAAUAAAUAUUUUUCCUUAACUUCUAUAGGAGCAUUUUUCCUUCAUAGAAAUUAAACUAAGUCCAGGCAUCCCAAAUUUAUUUCUAAUUCAAGCUGAAAUAAACAUUUUAUCAAAACAGUUAUGUAUCACAUUUUAGUGGGGUUGUUUUUUUAAUUUUUAAAAAAAGGAUUAUUCUAAAAAUCCAAAAUGAAGACAGUAAAAAUGACCAGAUUAUGAAAAUCCACAUGGAAUAAAUGGAUCUGAAAUUACUUUGACUCUUCCUCAAAGUAAUUAAAUUUAGAAAAUAAAAUUAAAUCUCUGGCUUUGGAGAUUACUAGAUCUCAUUAUGCACACAUUCUGCUUUCUGGGCACAAAUUCUCAUCAGGAAGAAACAAAGUGGCCAACGUGGUGUCCACAGUUCAAGUGCUGUCAGGUCACUGAUGUGCAGGGAAAAGCCAUUAAGCAAGCAUCUGACCUCAGAUGAUUAAUUGGGAUUUUGAUUUACUUUUACUAAUUAGUUGUAUUUAUCCUCUUUUUUCUUCUCUUCCUUUUUAAUUAUUCCUUCUCAGAAUUCUCCUUUUAGCUGUUAUAGAUGACUAUUUUUAAGCUUUAAGAAUUUGUUUAUUAAGCAUUACACUUUCCAUGUAAGGAGAAGAGCAAUUCCUCAUGUAAUUUUCCUCAGGAAACUUAACACAGCUAUGUAUACAGGAAGUAUUCUAUGAGUAGUGGUGGAGCGAGGAGAGGGGGCUUUGUUGAGAAGUAUUUAGUUGAAAGAUCAGAGGGGCCUAGGAGACAGCUCAGUAG